CUGCAUCCCUACAGGAUAUUCAAGAGGUGGUGGGCAAAUCCAUGCGUGUGUAUGAGGCUAGAGGAAAAAAUCCAAAGACCAUAGAAUGGCUUCGCAGAACUGCGACAAGCAUCGUCCACUAUUCGAAUGUAUUUGAUGUGUUUGUUCCACAGAAUCCUCAAUAUGUAUCGUUUGCCUGGGGAGCCAUGAAAUUUCUAUUCACGGUAAGCAGCAAUUUAGUUUGAAAUGGCGGCUGCUGAGCAUGAAAAUACCACUCAGUUGUUAGCAAAGUCCAUCGCCCAAAUUGCAGAGAGUCUCCCACGAGUCCAUCUUUCAUCAGACCUUUAUCCAACGCCUCAGAUGAAAAUAGCCCUGGAAGAGCUAUACGCCUCGAUUCUUAGCUUCCUGCUAAAAGCCUACGACUGGUAUAACGAGGGCAAAAUUUCGCACUUCCUUCAUAGCUUCACAAGGCCUUUGCAUCGUGUUCAUGCUGAUCUGGUUGAUGAAAUCGCGGCAAAGUCUCGAAAAAUCGAUAAAUUAGCCGGUUCAGCAUCACAAGCUGAACUUCGUGUAAUGCAUAAAAGAAUAGCAGAUAUUCAGGCUCAGCUGCAAUUAGUCACAGCAUCACAGUCUGAACCUCGCGACCUGCAUAACAUAUUCGCAGCUAUUCAAUCCCAACUGCAUUUAUCCGAUACAAAGAUGGAUGACAUUGUUAAGAAGAUGACAUCAUAUCACGCCAUCCAAUCAAGUACCAUGCUAGACACCAACCAAAGAGUCUCAGAUCUUCAAAUAUCACAAAUACUCACCCACCUAUCAAAUGUUCCGCUUGAUGACCCGCUGAAAAGCCUCCAGUAUCAUGUAUUCUUUAGGAAACGAAGAGCUCAGGGAACAACCUUUUCCACAGUCACAAAUCCAUUCUGGCUCUCUUCUCGAUUCCACUCACUAUUCUCCACAGAAGACUCGGCCCUCGCCGUAAUAAAGGGAAAUUUCGCCUGUCGGCAAGUGUUGCAGGAUUUCUGCGUCGAUGUCAUCGAAGACUUAAGAAGUUAUAAUAUACCGACUCUCUGGGCGCUAAAGAAAGCUGCGACGCCUAAUAAUGCGCAAACUCAAUUCUCCAUCAUGGACUUACUUAAAUACCUGAUAGUCCAAGCGCUCAAGCUUAACGAGGGCUUAAAAACGGAGAAAACAAUGGCCUGGCGUUGCGCACAGUUUCAGAGAGCUGCUACCGCUGCUGAAUUAUUUCAACUUUCGGUGGCGGUGUUGAAUGGCCUUGGCCGACAGGUUUACCUGGUGAUCGAUAUGGAGACAGUAGAAGAGUCUUUGCAAAGUCUGGAUGGCUUUAACAUCGUGUCUGCGUUCCUGCAGUCAUUUCAUACUUCCCAUUCUCCGAAUACACGACUCAAAGUCAUUAUUGUACGGUACAGAGUGACUUCAUCUGAGAUGCAAUUAGACAGUGAUGCUGCUUUGGCAAUUCUCCCAGUUAGAUCAUUAGGGCGAGGCAGACAACAAGGCAAAGAAGUUCGGCACAAGGUCAAAAGUGCAGUUCGGCGCGGAAUUGCGAAGCGGAGAAAUUGAACUGUAAAUGGUGUGUUUAUUUGAUCCAACUCAUGCAUGCUAUAUAACUUAGAUAUCUACGGAAAAAAACAAUUGUAAAUACGCCUUUUGUUUAUACAAAGA
Molecule: messenger RNA, 1656 nt
Organism: Trichoderma asperellum CBS 433.97
Lineage: Eukaryota; Fungi; Ascomycota; Sordariomycetes; Hypocreales; Hypocreaceae
Source: RefSeq, a predicted model, not a curated record